Rhineura floridana is the source of this 2300-nucleotide messenger RNA. It is a transcript of the gene TAX1BP3, whose product is annotated as Tax1 binding protein 3. Gene Ontology annotation, cellular component: postsynaptic membrane; postsynaptic density; adherens junction. Gene Ontology annotation, molecular function: protein binding. Bases 171 to 545 code for a protein of 124 amino acids. The transcript has 4 exons. The record is from RefSeq and is a predicted model, not a curated record. Lineage: Eukaryota; Metazoa; Chordata; Lepidosauria; Squamata; Rhineuridae. Gene Ontology annotation, biological process: neurotransmitter receptor transport, endosome to postsynaptic membrane; neurotransmitter receptor transport postsynaptic membrane to endosome.
GUAGGAGGCGUGGCCGAGGUCGAGCAGGGCUGAGGGCAGGGCCCGUGGGCGUGGCCAAGGCGAGAGUGGGCGUGGCCGAGAGGGCGGCUGAGGCGGGCAGGGCCGCUCCUCGCCUUUUGUUCCGCGGGAGGCGAGAAGAGACGCCGGAGAAGCCCAGCCCAGCCGGGGCCAUGUCGUACAUCCCGGGCCAGCCGGUCACGGCCGUGGUGCAAAGAGUUGAAAUCCACAAGCUCCGCCAAGGGGACAACCUGAUCCUGGGCUUCAGCAUUGGAGGCGGCAUCGACCAGGACCCGACCCAGAAUCCCUUCUCGGAGGACAAGACCGAUAAGGGCAUUUAUGUCACCAGAGUGACAGAAGGCGGCCCCGCCGAAGUGGCCGGCCUCCAGAUUGGAGACAAGAUAAUGCAGGUGAACGGGUGGGAUAUGACGAUGGUGACCCACGACCAAGCCCGGAAGAGGCUGACCAAGCGGACCGAGGAAGUGGUGCGGCUCCUGGUGACGAGACACUCCCUACAGAAAGCUGUGCAACAGUCCAUGAUGUCCUAACCAUGUGGUUGAGUUUUUUGGGGUGGGGGAUCAUCUUGAACGGGGGGGGGGAGGAUGUUGAUCAUGGAGCACACAGAAAAAUCCUUCUGCAAAGGAUGUGCUGGUGCCAUCUUUGUUUAGGGACUUGUCUGUUGUACGAAGAUGACACCAGUGCAGUGGCCGUUUGACCUGUGGGGCUCUGUGGCUGGACCUCUGGAGGGCCACCGGUUCCCCACCCCUGAUCUAGAACUACAGCAGGUAUCAAACUGAGGCGCUCCCUUGGGUGGUGAAGUUGACUGGCACCAUGCAGGGAAAUGUUUUGCUUAAGAAGGAGCCUCUUGCGUGCAAUCUGGCACAGCCUCCACAUGUGCAAGAGCCUUUCACAGUGGAUGGCGCCCAGGUUUUUUGUGCUGGAGAUGUUCCUGGUGGAUCCGUCCCCCUCAUUCUGGCCUACCUCCAAGAGGAGAGAGCCUUAAUUCUAGAGCCAGCGGGAAGCGUUGGGGUAAGUCAGUUUCCCAGGCUCUAAUAGACCGGCUGCUUUAGAAUCUCCCCAACGUAUGAGGAAACUCUGUGGCUUAAACACCAAAAGCUCUUAAACCUGUUUUUUCCCUCUCUCAAAAAGGCAUUUCAGUUUUUAUAGCAAAGGCAUUACUGUAAAUAACAUUCUCUCUCUCUUGCCUCCCUGUUCUGGUUUAAGAUAUCAAAAACAGUCUAAGGGAGGGCAGUUCAAAGGCCAGAGAGACAGUCCAGCACUGCGCUUGUAACUUCUGAUGCACAGAUUCAUCCAAAAUAUUCAGUUGUGCCAAACCCCUGUGAGUUUCCUUUAAACCUGCACCAGUACAGGUGGCCCUGUCUUAAUAGUGCUCCGUUUUUAAGAUGCUGACCAAAUCACUGAGAUGGAGACUGUUGGGUCUCCCAUCAGCCUCAGCCAGCGCAGCCUGUGGCCGAGGAUGAUGGGAACUGGAGUCCAGCAACAUGUGAAGGGCCACAGGCCUUUGGAAGGAGGGAUGGGGACCCUGUGGCCCUGGUGGUGUGGCUGGGCAUCAGCGCCUACCAGCCCCAGCCAACAGGCGGUGUUCAUAGGAGUUGGGAGUCCAGCAAAUGGGGACAUGCGUGUUUUUGUACAGGUACCUCCAUAAGGGGUUGUCUUUUGCUGCAGAAGCUGCAACUCCUGAUUUUGGAGGGCAAUACCUCCCAGAAUGUUUUCUCUUCCCAUCAUUUGCUUGAGGGCACAGCUGUAUUUGUGACUCCUGUUGAAAGGCAACUCUAGGAGGGCAGAUGAUCUCUGCUAUAUUGUUUCAGCAGGAUGUCCUGGUAUGCCAAAUUUGAUUGACUUUGCAUUCUGCUGUUCCAGAAUUUGCUUCUAAUCACGGUUUUUUGUAUUAAAUUCAAUUGUCCAUAUUACUUUAAAAAAAAAAAAUCCACUGUAAAUAAUCCCUUUCCCUCACCCCCAGCCAGAAGUUUCUACCACUAACUUAUUUCAGUAUAUUACUGCGGUUCCACUUCUGUGCUGAUUUUUCUUCAGUGCCGUUACGCUGCAGCCUAGCAGGACUAAAAGGAGUUGCCAGGCUCGUCGAAUACCACUAGAUGCCUCUUAAUCACUUUGAUGCCAAGAUUGCUUUGGGACAGACUCUCUCUUUGGGCAAACUUCAGUUACAAGCUUUGGGUGGGUGUGGGGUGGGUGUCCAUAUACAACUGUUUCUUUCUUGUAGGAGGGGCAGGCAUCCGCACAGCUGCCAUAUCUCAUUUUACCCAAUAAAAGUAAGCUGGCUUUUC